AUGGAUUAUUUUAUUUUAAGCUCCCCUCCAAAAAUAAUUUUUGAGUUUCUACAAGCUGUCAUCAGGCUAUUUUUAAAGAUUCAUGGGGAGACAAUUCGAAAACAUUUACACUUGCAAGAAAAAGCAACAAAAUGGGCCCCACAAUUCAGAGCAUGGUAUGGAAGAGGAGUAGAUAAGUUGUUUCAAAGUACGAGGUAUAUAAUUGCUUUUCUCAGUAAUUCCCAAAUUCAUGUUUGA
This is a messenger RNA of Lathyrus sativus (Indian pea), 237 nucleotides long. The record is from the annotation of a GenBank genome assembly. Lineage: Eukaryota; Viridiplantae; Streptophyta; Magnoliopsida; Fabales; Fabaceae.